Eremothecium gossypii ATCC 10895 is the source of this 603-nucleotide messenger RNA. It is a transcript of the gene TOA1, whose product is annotated as transcription initiation factor IIA large subunit. The transcript has a single exon. The coding region runs from base 1 to 603 and encodes 200 amino acids. Gene Ontology annotation, cellular component: transcription factor TFIIA complex. Lineage: Eukaryota; Fungi; Ascomycota; Saccharomycetes; Saccharomycetales; Saccharomycetaceae. The record is from RefSeq and is marked provisional. Gene Ontology annotation, biological process: transcription by RNA polymerase II; transcription initiation at RNA polymerase II promoter.
AUGUCGAACGCGGAAGCAGCCAAGGUGUACGAAGAAGUCGUGGAGGGGGUGGUGAACGAGGUGCGGCAGGACUUUGAGAACGCAGGGAUAGACGAACAAACGUUGCAGGAUCUACGGCGGAUAUGGCAGUCGAAGCUGAGCGAGUCGCGGGUGGCGCGAUUUACAUGGGACCCGGAGGGCGUAGAGGCGCCGCGGGAGGGCGGGCGGUACGGCGGAGAGAGCAGUCUGGCGCUCGGGGGCCUGGUGCUGAAGGAGGACGCGCUGCUAGAGCCCAAAGAUCACAAGGAGAAGGCGACGAUAGAGCUGACGGUGGACGACGCGGGCGGCGAGCUGGCGGAGAAGCUGAAACAGCAGGCGAAGCAGGCGAAGAAGUCCGCGCUGCUGGAGACGGACGAGAUCAACAGCGAUCUCGACGACACGGACGACGAGUACGUGAACUUCGGCGAGGAGGAGAACGGGAGCGACGUGAACAUCAUGCUGUGCCUGUACGAGAAGGUGCUCCGGGUGAAGAACAAGUGGAAGUGCAAUCUGAAGGACGGCGUGGCUACAAUCAACAACAAGGAUUAUGCAUUCCAAAAAUCCCAGGGCGAGAGCGAGUGGUAG